Molecule: messenger RNA, 4281 nt
Organism: Lolium rigidum
Lineage: Eukaryota; Viridiplantae; Streptophyta; Magnoliopsida; Poales; Poaceae
Product: disease resistance protein RGA4-like
Exons: 4
Coding region: 48-3026 (992 amino acids)
Biological process (GO): defense response to other organism
Molecular function (GO): ADP binding
Source: RefSeq, a predicted model, not a curated record
GUCAUCACGAGUCAACGGUGGUGGUGGAGCUGUGGAAGGAAGCAGCAAUGGAGUCUGCGGCGGCGAGCGCUUUUCUGAAGAGCGUGAUGGGGAGGCUCUUCCAGGUGCUGGAGAAGGAGUACAACAAGCAGAAGGGCCUGAGGCAGGAGACCCUCUCCAUCCAGCAGGACCUCCGCAUGAUCGCCGCCGCCAUGGACGACCGCAUCCACGCUCUGGGGCGGGGCGACGGCCGCACGGCCGUCGCCAGGCUGUACAGCGAGGAGAUGCUCGGCCUGGCGCAUGACGCGCAGGACUGCAUCGACCGCAUCGUGCACCGCCUCACCUGCAGGCCCUCCCGCUCCAGCGGCGGCGGGCCGUCGGCGCUCGUCCGCCGGGUCGCCCACGAGCUCAAGAAGGUGCAGAGCCGCUCGGGGUUCGCCGACGAGAUCCACAAGCUCAAGGCCCGCCUCAAGCAGGCGCACGACCGGGUCGUCGGCGUCCUCAUCCCCGUCACCGCCUGCCAAGAAUCGGCGGCGGCAUCCUCGGCGUCGUGCCGCGUGGCGCGCAACCGCAACCCGGUGGGCAUUGGGAAGCCAGUGGAGGAGCUCCUCUCGAUGCUGGACGAGGUGGAGGGCGAGCCGGAGCAGCUGAGGGUGAUCUCCGUCGUGGGGUUCGGCGGGUUGGGGAAGACCACCCUCGCCAGGGCGGUCUACGAAAGCCCUCCCGCCAUGGAGAAAUUCCACCGCCGUGCCUGGGUUGACGCCAGUCGGCCGUCACUGGAGACCAAUGAUGACAGGGUCAGUGAGAUCCUACGAGAUCUACUCCGGCAAGUUCGUCCGGAGGACGCCAUGGAUGUUGCUGUUACUGAUGGCCAACGUAUUGAAGCCUUGCUCACGGAAUACCUCAAGGACACGAGGUACCUGAUUGUCAUAGACGACAUUGCAAUGGAGCAGUGGAGCGCUAUAAGUUUCAUCUUUGGAGACAAUGGCAAAAGCAGCAGAAUCCUACUGACCACAGCUACUCACAAAACAGCUAAAAACUGCAGCCAUGGCAGUGGCUAUGUGUACCAACUGGACACACUUGGUGAAGAGGACUCCAUGGAGAUAGCUCUUCAGGGGGCGGUGAGAUCGCCUGAGCUGGAGCAGGGUUCGACGACGCUGCUGCAGAAAUGUGGUGGUCUUCCACUUGCUCUUGUCAGUGUCUCCGAUUUCAUGAAAAGUUCAGUUGAGCCUACGGGGGAGCAGUGUGCAGAGCUAUGCCGCAGCCUGGGGUAUCAUCUGAGAGAGAAGCAUGACCAUGACAACUUCGCAGAACUAAGAAGGGUGUUGAUGCAUAACUAUGAAAGUUUGUCUGUGUAUGAUAUGACCUGCUUGCUAUAUCUCAGUGUAUUCCCAAGCAAUCGCCCCCUUAAAAGGAAAGUUCUUAUCAGGCGGUGGCUAGCUGAAGGAUACGCGCGGAGCGAUUCUCUUCGCAGCGAAGAGGACAUUGCAGGUGAGACUUUCAAGACACUUAUUGAUCGGAAUAUCAUCCAGUCUAUUGAGACAAGAAACGAUGCACAAGUGAAGACCUUCAAGACUCAUGCCAUCAUGCAUGAGUUUCUGCUGCACAAGUCCAUGUCGAAGGGGUUCAUCGCGACGUCGUCUCGGAACCACCCAAGACCCUGUGCCUAUCUUAAUAAUGCUUGCCACCUUUCUGUCCACGGUGGCAGUUUGACAGAUAGUGAGGCAUCUGAGGAGGAUUUAUCCCGUGUCCGGUCUCUGACAGUCUCUGGGAAAGCAGGUGAUGCUAUUUCUUAUGUUCGUAAGUGCAAACUGCUACGAGUUCUGGAUCUGGAUGAAUGCAAUGAUCUGGAAGACAAUCACCUCAAACACAUAGGCAAGCUAUGGCAUCUGAAAUAUCUGUGUGUUGGGGGCACUAUUGAGAAACUUCCGAGCAGCAUUGAAGGACUGCAUUGCUUAGAGACCCUGGAUCUGAGGAGAACCAAGAUAAAGACAUUGCCCAUUGAGGCCAUUAUGCUCUACCACUUAACCCAUCUGUUCGGAAAGUUCACGAUUGACAAAGAUGAUCUGAGGAAUGCAAACAAGAUGAGGAAGGUGGUGAAGUUCUUGUCUGGAAAUAAGAGCAACCUAAAGACCUUAGCUGGAUUUGUCACAAGCGAGAGCCAAGGGUUUAUGCAACUUAUAGGUCAUAUGAAAAAUCUGAGAAAGGUCAAGAUAUGGUGUGAGCCAGUUGCAAAUGGUAGCAGCUACACCACUGAGCUUUCCGAGGCCAUUCAGGAUUUCAGCAAGGUUCCCAUUGACAAUGCAGGUGCUCGUUCUCUAUCACUUGAUUCAGAAGAAUGUUCUGAAGACAUGUUGAGUUCGCUUGAUUUCGAGCCAUGCCCUGAAGGUUCCAAAUAUGAUAUAAGGUCGCUGAAGCUACAUGGCAAGCUACUCCAGUUACCUCCAUUUGUUACCUUGCUGAUAGGUCUCAAGGAACUGUCUAUUUCAUCAGCUACCCUUACACGGGAUCUUCUAUCUUCUCUGAUCAAUUUGGGUAACCUGCUUUACCUCAAGCUGAUCGCGAAUCAGCUUGAGAAUUUUGAAAUGAGAAAAGGGGCAUUCCCAAGCCUGCGGCGUCUGUGCUUUGUAGUGCGAAGUCUUGCUUCACCUCUGCCAGCAAUCGAACAAGGAGCUCUUCCAAACAUUGUCUCACUCCAACUUCUCUGCCCCGGUCUAGUUGGUCUUUCUGGCAUCCAAAUCAGACACCUCAGACAUCUUAAGGAGGUCACAAUUGACCGUGCAGUGUCUGACCAAACAAGAACAGAUUGGGAAGAAGCAACAAAGAACCACCCAAAUAGGCCUAGACUCUUGUUGUUCAAAAAUGGUGAUCCAAUGGAAAGUGAGGGACCAGGGCAUGAAGAAGCUUCUGCCAUGAGAGAAAAACGGAAAAUAUGCGUAGUGCAAUCAAGUUCAGAUUUAGAUUCUGGUCUCAAGAAGAUGCGUCUUUCAGAGUCUUCUUCGCGGCUUGAAGUGAUCAUCCAUUCGAAUUCCUCUAUGCAGUUAUGAAUCCGUUCACUGAGGGAGCAACCCGACCAUCUUGGUAUGAUGUAGAGGUCAUAUUUAUAUAUCAUCAUGAUGCAUGUAAACACAGCCAGAAGAGAAAAAUAUGUGUAGUCCAACCAAGUUUGGAUAAGGACUGGAUUCUAAUAUCAAAGAAUAUGAGACUUCAAAGAGUCUUCUUCGUGAUCUCAAUUGAUUGUCCAUCCUGUGCUGUUAACGGGCAGAUGACCAUCUUAGUAUGCUGUCGGACUCAUCUGUACGUCAUCAUGAUAGUGCUACUUCAGUUCAGUGAAGCAAACGGCUGCGUAAAUGAGCUUGGUCUCUUGAAUCAGAGAGAGAUGAAAUGAUGAGCUGUUGGUGUAUUGUAUGGUCUGUAGUUUCAAAACAUUUCGUACCUUUUGCAACAAGAAACAAAACAGGGCUAAAGCUAGCAAUACAGCGGCAGUUCUUCAGAAGCUAACAAACAACCACUUGCUGGUUAAGAUCUACGUAUGGUGCCACCACACAGCCAUCAGAGCUGCAUGGCCUCACAAUGGAGCUCAUGAACGCCGUCACGACUUCCGUGGAUGCAUCUUUCCGGAGCAAGGAGAUGGCGUACUCCAUGACCGCGGAAUCACAGGGCAGUGUGAUCCUCCCGUCUUUGCUGCCCACAAAGCCAAAGUCCUCCUGAGACAUCCUCAGGAACUCGCCGAAGACCACCGUGCCGAGGUACGCCAGCGGCACCUCAAACCGUGCCCCAUUGGCAGUGUACACCACGAAGUGGCCCUUCAUCGCCACCGAUGAUGCUGUGCAGCACUCAUCGUAGGCUGCUCCUUUCGCUGCUACCGCUGUCCGGGUGUAGUGGUGCUGCUUUAGCUUGUGUUUUGUGGAUGAACUGAUGAGGGGAUGGUGGUGCUAGCCUGAUGGAUUUAUAUGCGAGGGACUGAGGGAGAAUGAAAAGGGAACCAUUCAGUUUAGGUGCAGCUAUCAUGACAAGUUGGCAAGGGACAUGGCCAUGAGCGCAGAACAUGUAAUGCUGCAAGUGCAGGGCAAGCAACGUGAUCUUGAUUUGAUCUCUCUGGGGCCAUCAGUUUGCCACUUGUUGGGAACAGUACUAGCAGUGUCUUGUGUGUUGUUGGACAAUCCGUUGUGCUGCCAUACUCACCUGCUUUUCUUUUUCUUUUUUCUUUUUGAGAAUAACUCACCUGAGGCAUAUGGCUGACUGAUGAUGGUUCAUUUCUGAUAUUUUGGGUUAUUGAUUAAUCAUAUCCCAGUGAAAGGA